Molecule: messenger RNA, 1302 nt
Organism: Penicillium soppii
Lineage: Eukaryota; Fungi; Ascomycota; Eurotiomycetes; Eurotiales; Aspergillaceae
Product: taxilin
Exons: 5
Coding region: 1-1302 (433 amino acids)
Molecular function (GO): syntaxin binding
Source: RefSeq, a predicted model, not a curated record
AUGUCGACAACUACUAUGGCAAAAAAGAACAAGGGGAAGAAAACAGCGGAUCCCAACGAAACAUCGAAAUUACUGGCCGCCAAAAUCUCACAGCUGGAGCAAGAUGCCGCCGGCGAGAAAGACCAAGAGGCGGAAAUUGAGCGCGAGGUCAAGAAAGCAACCCGGGAUCUCAAUCAACUGCUAAACAACAUUGAGUCGCCCAUGACCCGUCUCGAGACUGUCCAUAAAAAGUACACCGAACUUUUGGCAGAUAUGAAGAAGUUGGACCGCGAUUACUCCAAGAGCAAGAAGCGGGCCGAUCAGCUGCAGAAGGACCAGGACAAGGGAAAGUCCGAUCUCAGCAAGACUGUUACAAUGAAAGAUAAGCUUGAAAAGCUGUGCCGAGAGCUUACGAAGGAAAACAAGAAGGUCAAGGACGAGAAUAAGAAGUUGGAAGAUACCGAAAAGAAAGCGCGCUUGAUUGUCAACGAGCGUCUCGAUUCUCUUCUCUAUGACAUCCAAGACGUCAUGGCCGCCAAGGGCAACCCCCGCAGUGAGAAGAUGGAUGUUGAUCUGGAUGAAGCGCUCCGUGUCAAGCUAAAGACCAUCAGUGAGCAGUUCGAUACGCGCGAUAUGCAUUACCGGGGCCUUCUCCGGGGCAAGGACUCCGAGAUACAAAGUCUUGCCUCCAAGUUCGAGGAUCAGCGCCGUGCUGGUGAAGUCGAGGCCAAUCGCAGCCGAGCUUUGACCUCUCAAGUUUCCACCUUCUCCCACACCGAGGCCGAGUUGCGCAGCCAACUCAACAUUUACGUGGAGAAGUUCAAACAGGUCGAGGAUACCCUGAACAACAGCAACGACCUUUUCCUUACGUUCCGGAAAGAAAUGGAAGAAAUGUCCAAGAAGACCAAGCGUCUGGAGAAGGAAAACCAUACACUGAACCGGAAGCACGAGCAAACCAACCGCAAUAUCCUGGAAAUGGCAGAGGAAAGGACCCGCAAUCAUGAAGAGCUGGAAAGAUGGCGACGGAAGUGCCACCACCUUGAGGCCCUGUGCCGACGCAUGCAAGAUCAGGGCCGAGGCGAAGGUCUUGCCCUAGCCGAAGGCGUCGAUCACCUAGAGGGGGACGACGAAGGCACCGAAAGUGAAUACGAUGAUGACUACGAGGACGACGAUGAGGAUAUUAGUGAUGAAGAAGACCUCGAGCUACCCCCUGCCCGAGUCGACCAACCCUCAGAGAAGCCCGUCUUUGGCCCAACUCCGCCCCCAAAUCUACUGGAGGCACGAGCAAAUGGCAACGCUGCGGUGGUUAAUGGCUGUCACUAA